Molecule: messenger RNA, 402 nt
Organism: Lathyrus sativus (Indian pea)
Lineage: Eukaryota; Viridiplantae; Streptophyta; Magnoliopsida; Fabales; Fabaceae
Source: the annotation of a GenBank genome assembly
AUGCAAAUGGUGGAAGAGACUGUUGUGCCCCAUCCGACAAAGACAGAGGUUCCUCAUACUUAUGAGGAAGAGGUAGCAACUACUAUAGAGGUCACUCCAGAGAUAGUUAUUGAGGUGCCUACUCCGUAUACGGCUACUGAGGCGCCUACUCUGCAUACAGCUAUUGAGGCGCCAUGUACUUAUUAUUUGGAGAUUACUCUUCCUGUUGGGACAUAUGUCACUGCUCCUUAUGAGACAAAUUCGUUUUUGAUAGACGCAUCUGUACACACAGAUGGAGGGUUUCCCGGUGGGAUCAGUGACUAUUCUAUUCUCACUGGAUAUGCAGAUCAUGUGGCAUUCAGAUUAUGGCAAGAAGAGGUACGCACUUAUGGGUUAAAGAUGAAGAAGUUAUUUGAGAUGUAG